This is a messenger RNA of Puccinia graminis f. sp. tritici CRL 75-36-700-3, 2508 nucleotides long. RefSeq lists its product as uncharacterized. Bases 1 to 2508 code for a protein of 835 amino acids. Lineage: Eukaryota; Fungi; Basidiomycota; Pucciniomycetes; Pucciniales; Pucciniaceae. The transcript is spliced from 5 exons. The record is from RefSeq and is a predicted model, not a curated record.
AUGUCUUUGCCAGCCGCUGCCGAGCCCAAAUCCAGUCUCUCAGAUGAACAAAAAAUACUCGAAGUGUGUGAACACCUGACUAAAUUGAAGAUGACCCCAAAAGAAUUUAUCACUGGGCUACUCAGAAAAAAUCAUCCAGAAUUGAACUACCGCCGGCGCACCUGGGGAACUACGUAUGGUUCUAAAUCAACAAUCGACUUGGCUUCUGAAAUUUCGAAAAUCUUCCAGAAAAAAGAUGCGGAUAUUGCUCAAUGGACCAAUUUCAUCCAGGAAGAGGUUAUCAGAUUAUGUCGUCAGGAGUUCUCAAUCAGACGGACUGGCUCGUUCCAAAGCUCCCAAUCGGUGUCUCACAAGUUUUUCUCACAAGCAGCAAAGGAUGCACGGAUGGAUAAAUUAUCAACAGUCGAAACACCACUGCUCUUCAACAUUGUCCUUGGGAUUAUAUCCCAAGAGAACAAUAACAAUAAGGCAGAAGCUGAGAAGACACCAGUUGAAGGCCUCAUUGAUUUAUCUCAAACCAAAGAUCCCUUGGAGGACGGUUUAGUGGAGUACGGGGGUUUCGUUUAUACUCCUGAUGUAGGUCCAACUGCAAAAGAUGUGAAGCAUCGCCAUAUUGCUUCAGUCAUUUGCUCAAUGCUGAAAUUCACCCGUAAUCGACGCGACAAUGGAUUACAACUGGAAAAUUCAAUCCGAUUCUACGCAUGUGGAGUAUCAGAGACCGUCAAUGAAUACCUUCACUAUUUGGGACUGACUUCGCAUCGCAAAACAGCCAUAGAAGCACUACUUACUCUUUCGAGGGAGGCCAUGGACCGGGUAGCAAAUUCGAUGGCGCUAUCCAAUAGGCUGGCACCACUCCUAUGUAUUGACAAUCUGGACUUGGAAGAGAGGGUCCAAAUGGCGACUGUAGGGAAACAAGAUCGGACUUUCCAUGGAACCUGGGGGUAUCUCCACAUACCAUCCAACAACCUCAUGAACACAAUCUCCCCCGCCGAGCUCACCCUAGAAGCCUACAAUGACGCACUCAGAAAUGUAGUAUCUUUUCAAAUUGAUCCUCAAGCUUUCAUCCAGGCUGACCUUCCAAAUCACGACUAUGCUCUUGUUUGGAAGAGCCAAAUUGCCCGAGUGAUGCUGAAGUACGUGGCAACUCCGGCUGACCGACGCGGCAUGCUGCCAUUGGACCCUCCUGUGAUUGAGCAGAUAAGCAAUGAGGCCCCAGAGAUCCUCAUGCUACAAUUAAUGGAAGAGUCUGAUAACUCGGCUGAAGGGAUUGGCCAAGUUAUGGAUGCCCUCUCCCGCCAAUCUCGCCUCGAACCGGAAGAGUUUUUUGGUAGGCUGCAGCUCAUGGACGGUGAUCUCGGUACUUGCCAACUGUUCCACGCCAUUCGAAUGCUCAGGCUACCAAGCUCCCACUGCGAUCACAAUUUGAACAACACCUCGAUGGCACUAGGGGCCUCCCAUACCUUAUGGAACAUUGCACACACCAUCCUCACAUAUCAUUUUGGCAAAUCAAAUGCGAUGGAUGACUUAGGGGUGUGGCGAUACUUGGAAGCCCUGGGAAUACCCCCCGAUAAGGUGAUUCAAAAGAAGGAUUUUACAAAGAUGCUCGAGUGUAUGGAAAAAGUCCAUGAGGCCACUAUUUGGUUUUGUCUCAGGGAGGUGAUGGGCAAGCAUGAGGACACAGUCGAGGAGAUCCUACCUGUCAUGCCAACCCAGGAAUGGAACAAAGUAAUUGAACAAUGCUACCUUCGAUAUUGCACAAACAAUGCUCGGCAUGAUGCUAAAUCUUCACCACAACGCUAUAAUCUCCUCCUUCGCAUGCGUGAUUUCUCCACAGUCAUUGAGGCUAAUCGAUCAAUGAAGGCCGGUGAUAUUGGCCGACUCAUCAAUGUGUGGAAGAUGUGGUCUUUGAUGACCCAAUCGCUCCCGGGUCUGACUCAUUACUCUGCUUAUCUCCCUCGGCUGGUCCUCCUGAUAACUGAGUUUCUGCCACCCGACCUGGCCAAAUUGGUUCGGCAUACGCUCCUGGUGUCGCCCAGGGGUCGUGUAAAUCACUUUGUUUCCAAGGAUUUCCUUUUGGAAACAGCUAACUACUGGCUGAAGUUCUUUUACACUCGGGCUGGUGUAGGCACACAAGUUGAACGAUUGAAGAAGUUGAUCUCUUCUAAUAUUCCAUUGCUCCGAUCCAUGUUUGACUCCUUACGCACUGAUAGUGGAUCUAAACACAUCCAACAAAGUCAUCAAGUGGUCCUGACAAUGCGAGCUCUUGAGAGGUUCCAGCAGAUGGCAGCUUCAAGAGACAUCCUUGGCACCGCCAAUCCAGAUGAGUUGGCACCCAGUACGAUCCUCCGGACAGACACAUAUUUAGAUGGCAUCAACAUGAUGAAGGCAGAACUCAAAGCCAAACCAAACGAGCUUGCUCGGUUCAAGAUGCACCUUCCCUUUGAUGAACAAGCACCCAGUCCAGAUGCAACCUCUGAGGAUAACAGCGAUGUAAUGAUGGAAGAAUGA